AAAUUUUGCGAGCUCAUCAGGAACUAACUUGAGAUCUUCCUUCAUUGGCAUGGGAUUUUCACCUUCUCUAAUAGACAAAGUAAUUAAAGAGAAAGGGGAGGAAGAUGUUAGCUUGUUGUUGGACACUCUCUUUGCAUAUUCAAUGAAGGUUGUGGAAUAAUUGAACUUGACUCACCAACCUACUGGUUUUUGGUUCACAAGAUCACUGAACCAUGAAAAAUUGGCUCAUGAAAAGACACAUUCUGAAUCAUCAGAUUCGUUGGGUCCAUUGCUUGAUGAAAAUAACUGCAGUAGAAGCCCUCUUGGGUGUGAUGCUGAGAGUCAUUUGCAGAAGUGGACUUAUAGGAACUUUCUGAUUCAUCAUUGACAUGGCGAUGACUGAUGAGCCAAUGGUCACGUUGUACACCUACGCAUGAGAUGAGAUUUCUGCAACUCUGUUGUCAUGAUUGCCAUUGUGACCAUAUUUUUUUCUCUAUGCUUCCAAUCUUAAAAUGACAGUCUAAAUGAAUAAACAUAUAACAUAUGGUUCUUAAAGUGACACACUUUGGGCUAUAGUGCUUUUUUUAGUUUUUGACCUGUAUAUACAAUCUUUCACAAGCAUUGAUGUCACCCUAGUGUUUCUUUUUUUGGUCACGAGAAAGAGCAUUUGCUAGAUGAUCUAUGUGCGGAUUUCCUAUCUAAACAUGUUUCCUGCUUAUCAGAAAGUGAUCAAAUAGUAAAUUUAUUGGACCUAGAAAACGAUUCAUGACGCUACACCUGGUCAAUGAUCAUUGCUAAGUAGAUUGUCCUGCCUUGAUCAAUUAUUGUUAGGAAAAAUUGACAUGAAUAAUCCCAACUUUCAUCGGUCUUCUCAAAAUAAUCCCAACUUUAAAUUAUUUUAGAAUAAUUCCAACAUUAGGGUGUACAUUCUCAAAAUAAUCCGAACUAUUAAUUUUCAACGUAUUAUAGACCUAAAAUGGAUUAGUGCCGGUAAGGAAAAAGAUAGUUUGGCUUAUUUUGAGAAGGUCCUCUCAAAAGUUGGAUUAUUGUGGAAUAAUCUAAAGUUGGGAUUAUUUUGAGAAGACGGGUGAAAGUUGGGAUUAUUCAUGUGAAUUUUUCCUUAUAGUUAUUACCUUGCUUUAUAGCUUAUAGGCUGAUGAACCACUGUAAAGUUCCCGUUUGCUGUCUCAUCUUUCAUACUGAAUCAAUUUUAUUUUGUGUCAUACUCCUUUAUUUGGUGUUGUUUUUGUUUUGCACAGGUUCUGCAAGGAACAAAAUCUAUUUCAUCAGAUUCGUUGGAUAGCUUGCUCGACGAUGACAAGGAUGUAGAAGCCGUUAGGUCCAUUACACCAGCUGCAGAGCUUAGUGCAAAACAGUCUAAAAACACCAUCCAAAGAGUUGGAUGAUGAAUCUAAACUUAUGGGAACAAGAACACUCACAAUUCAACUCAAAGUCACUCGAAACAAGGGAUAGUGCCAAAACACAAGGACAAACUCAAUGUUUUGGGGUUUUAGGCCAGAGGCAAGACCCACUCAACCUAUCCUAAGCUUAUUACUCAAGAACUCACUCAAAGUAAUAAGGGAGCCUGAUGUAGUUCUGGAUCUUGAUGAUGACAAGAGAGCAUCAUUAUUGAUGAUGAACUUCCCUGUUGCUGAGGUUGACUUUGCAAUUGAUAAACUUGGUAGAAGUGCUCCAAUCAAUGAACUGGUGGACUUCAUUAUUGCAGCUCAGAUAGCUGAGAGUGAAAAUUGUGAUGACUUGCCAAAUGAUGUUCAUGUCGACAGAAAUGAGGAUUGCAAUACGGAAGCUUUAUUUGGAACCAUGGACAAAACUCUGCAAUUGCUUGAGAUGGGAUUUAACGAGCAUGAAGUUUCAUUAGCUAUUGAAAAACUGGGUGCGGAAGUUCCCGUCAUAGAGCUUGCCAACUGCAUUUGUGCUGGCCAAAUGGGUGAAUCGUAUCUCCUGAAUCCCAAGAAUACUUUCGUGCCCUCCAAGACAAAACGUCCGUCUCAAGAUGGGAACUGGUACCAUAUCAAGGGAAUGCCUGGCCACUGUAUUGAUUUAUUUUCCAUUAAAGCUGAGAAACUUGAUGAAAACUAUUCUUCUCAAAGGAGUAGCAUGGGCCUUGGGAAUAUGUACGAAAAUAUAAAGCCAAAAGAAGAAUAUUAUGAUGAUUAUAACUUAGACGAUAUAAAGGGUAAAAGGCCAAAAGAAGAAUAUGAAGAUGGCUUGAGCACUUUUGGUGGCUAUACUCGGAAAAAAUCAAGAACCCUGACUAUUAGUAAUAACCCAUUACCACCUAGAAAAAUGCCAGGUGACAAAUAUGGGAUGCCCAAGUUAAAUCCCACUGGGAGAAGUAUCGAUAAAGUGGUUUAUGGACCUCCUUAUUUCUUAUAUGGAAAUGUCGUGAAUCUAUCAACCGAUGGUUGGCAAAAGGUGUCUCAAUUUUUAUAUGCACUUCAACCAGAAUUUGUUAAUACUCAAGACUUCUCAGCAUUAAGCAGAACGGAGGGAUACAUACAUAACCUUCCUACUGACGACCGGUUUCACAUUAACCCACCAUCUCCAAUGACAAUCGAAGAAGCUAUACCACACACGAAGAAGUGGUGGCCAUCAUGGGACACAAGGAAGCACUUAGGCUGUAUAAGUUCAGAUGCUGCGCGGUCAUCUUCGAUAUGUAGUAGCUUGGGAAAGAUGUUGGUGGGCUCUCAAGGUGUACUUUCAGGUGAAAAGCAAACAAAAGUACUAUAUUAUUGUCGUACUAUGAAUCUUGUUUGGGUCGGCCCACAAAAACUCGCUCCCAUGGAACCUGAACAUUUGGAACGUAUUUUGGGUUAUCCAAUUAACCAUACUCGAAAUCCUGAUAUGACUCUGGCAGAGAGGCUCGAUUCCUUGAAGAAUUGCUUCCAAACUGAUACAUUAGGAUAUUAUCUUUCUGUUUUGAAGCCUCUUUUCCCUGGCGGAAUAACUAUGUUGUCUCUUUACAGUGGGAUUGGCGGAGCAGAAGUGACGUUGCAUCGCCUUGGACUAUAUCUCAAAGCUGUUGUUUCUGUGGAGUCUUCUGAGACUAGACGCAAGGUUUUGAGAAGGUGGUGGCAGAACACAGACCAAGCAGGGGAGUUGGUACAGAUUGAAGGCAUCCAGAAGCUGACCAGUAACAAGUUGGAAUACCUCAUGAAAAAGUUUGGUGGUGGUUUUGACCUUGUUAUUUGUCAAAACCCAUGCACAUAUACAGAAAAAUGCUCCACGGUGGUUCCUGGAAGUAGUGAGGUUGCAGCUUUGGACUAUACAUUGUUUUAUGAAUUUGUUCGUGUUCUACAAAGAGUUAGAACCAUGAAAGGAAGAACAUAAUAAGCAUUGAAGUUUUAGUUCUGCUGGACUCAGGUAAUCUUUAAGAUUAUUUGCUUUGGAGUAGAUUCAGAAUGGUGUGGAAAAGCAUUUUUCGGAGCUUGAGAACGUAAUAAGCUUAUGUAGUUUUUUGUGUUUUUUGUACUAUGAUUUUUUUAGUUUAGUGGUUAACAAAGCAAAUGUAACAGUAGCAUCACAUGUUUAUAAAGGAGCUGCUCUGCAAUGUUGUUCAAAGAAGCAUGCUCCCCAGUUUGCUAACGUAUGUUUGACAUUAGUUUGUACUAUUAAAUUAAUAAUUAGUUUUAGUUGAUAAA
Molecule: messenger RNA, 3641 nt
Organism: Beta vulgaris subsp. vulgaris (sugar beet)
Lineage: Eukaryota; Viridiplantae; Streptophyta; Magnoliopsida; Caryophyllales; Amaranthaceae
Product: probable inactive DNA (cytosine-5)-methyltransferase DRM3
Exons: 11
Coding region: 1477-3330 (617 amino acids)
Cellular component (GO): nucleus
Source: RefSeq, a predicted model, not a curated record